AUGGAUUCAAGGAAUCAAUGUAACCAGUACUCUGGUUAUGUUAACCUUCUUAGCAGUCAAGAACAGAAUGUGGGUGAGGGAAACUUUCCUUAUGAAAGUUUUCCUUCUACUGUAAGCUUUGGAGCCUCUCAAAUCCCUCUGUUCAGUUCCCAACAAAGUGAGGCUCCAUCCCAACCUGAUGACAUAGUAGUGGAGCGUCGGGAGAGAAGGAAAUGGACCCCAUUCGAUGACGAAGAUGCAGUCGGCCGGACCGGUCUAUCUCCACUCCAAAAAUGUACUGCAGCAAUUCGUCAAUUGGCAUAUGGUAGUGGAGCUGAUGUAGUUGACGAAUAUUAUCGACUUGCUGAGACUACUGCUCGCAAAUGUCUCCACCAGUUUACUGCCGGGAUAAUCCAUUUGUUUGGCGAUCAAUAUCUAAGACGUCCCACACCAGAGGAUCUUGAAAGACUACUCCAUGUCGGAGAAGAACGAGGAUUUCCAGGGAUGGUUGGAAGCAUCGACUGCAUGCAUUGGGAGUGGAAGAAUUGCCCCGGUGCUUGGAAAGGAAUGUAUUCACGAGGAACCGAAAAACCAACAAUUGUGCUGGAGGCCGUUGCUUCAUAUGAUCUCUGGAUAUGUCACGCGUUUUUUGGAGCACCAGGUACUAUGAACGACAUUAAUAUUCUUGAUAGAUCACCUGUUUUUGAUGACAUUAUUAACGGAAUAGCUCCCCAAGUCACCUUCUACGUCAACGGAACGGAGUAUAAUUUGGCUUACUAUCUCACGGAUGGUAUUUAUCCGAAAUGGGCUACUUUAUUUCAAUAUGUCCGACUACCACAGGGUCCGAAAAAAGGCUAUAUGCCAAAAAACAAGAAUCUGUGCGAAAAGAUGUUGAGCGUGCAUUUGGCGUCCUGCAAGCUAGAUUCGCCGUUGUUAAAAAUCCUUCUAACUUAUGGGAUAAAGAAAAAAUAG
Raphanus sativus (radish) is the source of this 951-nucleotide messenger RNA. RefSeq lists its product as uncharacterized. The transcript has a single exon. NCBI's taxonomy places the organism in Eukaryota, Viridiplantae, Streptophyta, Magnoliopsida, Brassicales, Brassicaceae. The record is from RefSeq and is a predicted model, not a curated record. The coding region runs from base 1 to 951 and encodes 316 amino acids.